GUGGCCACCUUUAGCGGCAACGUUUGGUGGGUUUUCAAGGACGUGAUCCGGCCGUCGCCGAUGAGCUCGCUGGCGUGGACGGCCUCCUUCCCGUUCUUCCUCUACGGAUACGACGUGGCGAUUCAGGACUCCACGUUUUCCCUUCGGCACGACAUUCACAUGAGUGGCAGUGAACUAGCUGUCUACCUCACGUGUACAGGGAGGGUUGGGUACGCCGUGGGAGCCGUCGCCGCCGGCGUGGCCGCAAACUACUUCGGACGGCGGUAUGUCCUCGCCGCCGGGGGCGUGCUCUACACCGCCGGGACUCUUGUCGUGACGUUCACCUCGGGCUACGUGGAGUCGACGGUUGGACGGGCGCUGUCCUGUUUCGGCGUGGGGAUGGGCCUCCUCGUGGGACCCAUCUUCAUCGCCGAAACGGCGCCGUCCACGACACGUGGAUACCACGGUACCUUCCCGCAGGUACUGAUGGUUGUGGGGACCAUAACGGUCCACGUCCUCGAGCUAGCGUUUUUACGAGUUCCCAGGCAUCUGGCCUGGAGGCUGAUGCUUGGGGUCUCUGCG
Linum tenue is the source of this 561-nucleotide messenger RNA. NCBI's taxonomy places the organism in Eukaryota, Viridiplantae, Streptophyta, Magnoliopsida, Malpighiales, Linaceae. The record is from the annotation of a GenBank genome assembly.